AUGAAAGCACUUGUCUUGAAAACAUCGCUCAAAAAGGCAACCGUGGAGAAUGUCGAUCGCUCAGCUCCAGGUUCCCACGAGAUUCUAGUCAACGUGCGCGCGAUAGCCCUGAAUCCCGUAGACAAACUCUACGUUUCGUCGCCCAUUGCAGCACAAGAGAAAAGAAUUGUUGGUACGGACUUUGCUGGCGUCGUUGUUGAAGUUGGAUCCGAAAUCAGUGAUUCAUCUGAUCCCAGAGUCAAAGUCGGAACACGAGUCGCUGGUUUUCUACAGGGCGCUUCAUCUGUAAAAGAUCGUCCUGGAGCCUUUGCAGAAUUUAUCGCCGUCCCUUAUGAUCUCGUAUGGAAGAUUCCUGGCAAUCUGACCUUCGAAGAAGCUUCGACGAUCAGCAUGUGCGGCUUGACUGCUGCUCAGGCUCUAUUCAGACGUCUUGGCUUGCCAUCUCCAUUUUCUUUGGCGCCGAAAGAAACGUUCGGAGGCGAUACCAGAGUCACCCACCUCUUCAUUUAUGGAUCAUCGACUUCGGUUGGACUAUAUGCUGCACAGCUCGCUCGUAUCGCUGCCAGGGAAUCUGGAAAACCUAUUCGACUGAUAGGGGCAGCUAGCUCAUGCAAGAAUGAGAUGCUUCGGAAUGAUCCCUACAGCUAUGAUAUCCUUGUGGACUAUAGAGAUGAGGACUGGGUUCAAAAGGUGAAGGAUGCGACAAAUGGGAACGGCGUCGAUAUUGCGCUGGACUGUAUCUUGGAGGGCCAGACAGUAUAUAAAACCCACGAGACUUUGGCUCCUUCGGCGAAGCCCGCAGUCAUUCGACGCCCAGUUGGUGGGCAAUAUGAUUCAGCACUACUGGUUGUCAAGCCCGCCUAUGGUGCUGUCUGGGAAGGUCUUGGUGUUGAAGUUGGGUAUUAUAACGCUGUCAUCCCGGCGAAUCCAGAUGCGCAUGUAUUCGCAAAGAAGUUUUAUGACUUCUUGAGUAAGCCACUUCCAUCGGGCAGGGCGCAACUCGAGCCCAAUCCCGUGAGACUGAUGCCUGGAGCUCUUGAGAAAGUAACACCAGAUGCGUUUCGCCUUCUUGGCACCGGCUUAGUUAGUGAGAGGUCAAAGACUCAGCGACCAGAAGAGUACAUGCGCCCAAUUAGUGCUGAGAAGCUGGUGUAUAGUCAUUUGUUUUGA
Fusarium verticillioides 7600 is the source of this 1170-nucleotide messenger RNA. RefSeq lists its product as hypothetical. Gene Ontology annotation, molecular function: oxidoreductase activity, acting on NAD(P)H. The transcript is spliced from 3 exons. Bases 1 to 1170 code for a protein of 389 amino acids. The record is from RefSeq and is a predicted model, not a curated record. Lineage: Eukaryota; Fungi; Ascomycota; Sordariomycetes; Hypocreales; Nectriaceae.